GCCAAGGAGAGUUGCGAUUAGUAACCCUAAAAGUAGUGGGGCGCAGUGGCUGGAGCGGAAGCAACUGUAGGGAACAAACCCUGAACCCAAAGGAACGAAUCCCUAAUGGUGGAGUUUCAGUCAUCAGUGACAGGAACCCGGACUACCAAGGCCCAUGCUUGCACCUGAUGAAUGAUGGCCUGAACUAUGAGCAAACGGGACUAUAAGAACACUUCGGUGCAGGAGCCCCCUCUCGACUACUCCUUCAGAAGCAUCCACGUGAUCCAAGAUCUGAUAAGCGAGGAGCCAAGGGUAGGGCUCCGACCACUGAAGCAUUCAAAGUCAGGAAAGUCAUUGACCCAGUCCCUGUGGCUGAACAACAACGUCCUCAAUGACCUGAAAGACUUCACCCAGGUGGCUUCACAGAUCCUGGAGCACCCAGAGAACCUGGCCUGGAUUGACUUGUCUUUCAAUGACCUGACUUCCAUUGACCCUAUCCUAACAACAUUCUUCAAUCUGAGUGUCCUCUAUCUUCAUGGAAACAGUAUCCAGAGCCUGGGGGAAGUGAAUAAGUUAGCUGUCCUUCCUCGGCUUCGAAGCUUGACACUCCAUGGUAACCCCAUAGAGGAAGAGAAGGGGUAUAGGUCAGAUCCUGGUGCGGCUGGUGGAGGAGAAGGCUCCUGCUUGUGUGCUGGGCUAGGCACCUACUGUGGAUAUUCCACCUUGCUUAUUGCCUGUGCCCUGCCCCCUGGGGGUCGCCUUGUCACGGUGGAGCCGGACCCACGAACAGCAGCAGUAGCUGAAAAACUCAUUCGCCUGGCUGGCUUCGAUGAGCACACGGUGGAGCUCAUUGUUGGCAGCUCAGAGGAGGUGAUCCCACGCCUACGAGCCCAGCACCAGCUGAGUCAGGCAGACCUUGUACUCCUGGCACAUCGGCCCCGGUAUUACUUGCGGGACCUACAGCUGCUAGAGGCCCAUGCUCUGCUGCCAGCUGCUGCAACUGUCUUGGCUGACCACGUGCUCUUCCCUGGUGCGCCUCGCUUCCUACAGUAUGCCAAGAGCUGUGGCCACUACCGCUGUCGGCUCCACCACACUGGCCUCCCAGACUUCCCAGCUAUCAAGGAUGGCAUAGCCCAGCUUACCUAUGCUGGACCUGGCUGAGGUCCAGGACCAGGGAUA
Molecule: messenger RNA, 1158 nt
Organism: Marmota flaviventris (yellow-bellied marmot)
Lineage: Eukaryota; Metazoa; Chordata; Mammalia; Rodentia; Sciuridae
Source: RefSeq, a predicted model, not a curated record